Messenger RNA from Saccostrea cuccullata (small rock oyster), 11216 nucleotides. RefSeq names its product ubiquitin carboxyl-terminal hydrolase 34-like. Gene Ontology annotation, cellular component: cytosol; nucleus. Gene Ontology annotation, molecular function: cysteine-type deubiquitinase activity. Gene Ontology annotation, biological process: protein deubiquitination. Lineage: Eukaryota; Metazoa; Mollusca; Bivalvia; Ostreida; Ostreidae. Bases 159 to 10799 code for a protein of 3546 amino acids. The record is from RefSeq and is a predicted model, not a curated record. The transcript is spliced from 80 exons.
CGAAGUGAGAUACUGAAAACAAUAUGGCGGGAUGAGAUGAACCGAAUAGAAUGGAAUAAUUUUUGACAUGGAGUUUUAAGUAUCUUAAGUGUUAAAAAUGACAUGACAUGUUUGUAGUAGUUAAUGUUUGAUCUUAUUUAACCUAUUCAUCAGAAGCCAUGUGUGACCACUGCGCAGAAGUUCUUCAGCUAAUAGAUAGUUACGAAGAACGAUGCCUUGGUGGUUUCCAUAUGAACAAAAGAGAAGUUCUCUCUUUUGUGAGCUAUGCCAACACGUGGCCCCAAAGGCAGUGCAUGUGCUGUUUCAAGAACUUGAAAAAUUUUGAGAAGCUGAACAACAUGGUUCAGGUAAUAUGCAGUGUGGCUAUCCGAGUGAUCCAAACCAUGCCAGAGGACUUUGAUAAGGAACAACAGAAGGAGCAAGAAAUUAAAAAGGAAGAAAAAAAGGAGAAAAUUUUAGAGGCUAAAGAUGUAGAAUCUACAAUACAAGGAGAAAAGGAGAUUGCCAUGGAUACAGAUGAUGAAUCAGAAGAUCCAGAGCGAUGGAGCAUGGAGGAGAAGGAAAAACUGCUCCACUUUGUGACCAAAAUCUUUCUCCUAAACUUUCCUUCCUAUAUGGCAUACAAACACAUGUACCAUUCCUCACUUGAGGAGCUUUCACAGCAAGAGACAAGUGCUUUGAAUAACUAUUGUGAAGUGUCGGAUCCAGAAGUGCCAUUAUUUCUUCUCCGAAAUGUGUGCUUUUUCUGCGACAGUAAUGGAAUUGGAGCUUUGAAACAGUGCUUUGAGAAAGCCACACCAGAUUCACUGCCGUUCACAUUUGCCCACAUCCUCAUCACACUUAUUGCAAAUCUACGACUAUGGAUGAAUAUUCCAACAGUGAUGCAAUAUAUUGUUCCACUCAGAACAGUUGUAAUAAGAUAUAUGUGUAAGUUGUCCGAUAAAGAUCUGCGAAUGGCAGGAAACAGAAACAUGACAGAGUUAAUGUGGGCUGCCGUCAAGGAACCACUGGAGACUCACUUUCAGUUUGACAAGGAGGGGUUAGAUCUUGCCUUCAAGUACUUCACCUGCUCCACUCUCACCAUAAGACUGGCUGGAAUCGCUCAAAUCAAUAACCAAAUCAACCUUUACAAUGAAAGUUGUAACAAUGAAACACUAAUGGACACUGAAAGCUAUGUAGAGAGAGUUGGAUACCAGUUAUCACAAUGGCUCCUGGACAACAAAAUAAUUGAACACAUAUUUGGACCUAAUCUUCAUAUUGAGCUUAUAAAACAAAGCCAGUUGAUUCUGAAUUUGUUAGCUGUGGAAGGAAAGAUUACCAAUGAUCAUAUUGACUGUAUAUGGGCAUCAAGUCAGUUGAAGCACUGCAGUAAACAAGUGUAUGAUAUCCUGAUACCUUUGAUAAAAAACUUGGAACUCCAGCCUGUGCAACACCUGUUAAAGCUAGUGUCAGUGCUGGAACCCACAGCUCAUAAUGAAUCGACCCUCUACCUGGCGUCAGCCCUGGUGAAGUGUGUCUGGAACACCUGUGCUAUCAGUCAGUCCGCCCACCACCACGGCCCCCUCCCAGCCACCCUGGCUUCACUUCAGCAAGAGGAGGAUGAACUUCAUCAUGGGAAGGUAGGAAAACAUGAGAUGAGUAGUAGUGACAGCAUACAGGUGUCAGAUGAUGAAGGCCAUUUACAGCUGGUUGAUGUUCAGGUCCGAUCCCCAAAAAAGGUCCAGAAAUUAAUCAUCCGACAUGGACGGAUACACAAACAUCACCAUGGACACUGUUGUCAUGGUGACCAUGAAGAUGAUUCUGAUGAGGAAUGUCAUGUCCACAGUGAUGGAAGUGAGGCUGAUUCAGAAUGUGAAAGACAUGUUCCUCAUCCAAGAAGGGUCCCCCGAGUGGCUCAUGACACAGACGGGAGUGAAAGUGAAGUGGAUGAGGAAUCCAGCGAGGAAGAGGAAGAACUGGAAGAGGGAGAAAUAUUACAAAAUCGGCUCAAUCAGCAAAGGAUGAUGGGAGUUCAAAGACAGGGAAGAUUUGUAAAAGGUCAGCCUCGCUUUCAUCCUCAGAGGACUCAAGCUUCCUCCGAGGAAGAGGAGGAGGAAGAUGAUUCUGAGUAUAUAGACUCAGAGGAAGAAGAACAUCUAAAAGAGGCCAGAAUUGUCCAGAUGAAGCACAUGCACCAGCAGCAAGGGCAGGAAAGUGAGGAAAGCUCAGAGUUUGAAGAAGCAUUGCAUGAUGGGAAAAUGAGUCAUCAGAUGGCCCAGAAGAUUUUGCAGAAGCAUCAUUUACAGGAGCAGCGCAGACAGAUAGAGCUUCAACACAGUCAGCAAAGGCAGCGCCGUAGAAGAAUGGCAGGGGAUUUGAAAGGUGGUCCAGUUAAAAAAGAAGGGAAAGAAGGAGGGGGACAAGGGGAGAAUGAGGAGGUACUGAAGCCUACAGUGGGAGGAGCAGCUGAUAAAAGUGGGGAGCAGUUGACAAUAGGGGAAGCUAGUACAAAACAGAAGACAGAAGAGACUGAAUAUGAACCCCUGACUGCUACUAUGGAGCAGGGACUUAACAAGGACCAGGAAACUGAAAUAUUUGAUUGUACCCAGUUUAUACAAUCAGCUCAAAAGAAAAAGAGACGGACUGUAGAUGGUGAGGAAGUUGAUGAUAUAAUGUCUCCUGACGAUGGUGAAGGUAGUUGCCAUAGCUCUCGAAUGAGCACCAAGUCGGAGAAAAACAUGGCAGACUUUGAAGGAGAGGAUUUUAUCAGUGAUGAGGAACUGGCACGAAUUAAUGGACCAUAUAAUCAACAUCAAAUGCAGCAUCUAGCCUCCAUGUUCCAGACUCACCUACCACAUGGCAAAGAUGUACUGCAUCACCGUACUCCUGCAAAAGAAACCAGCCUGAAGAGCUGUUCUGAAUUCUCCAUUGAUAAUGUUUGUAAGAAAGGCAACACACUUCUAUGGGACCUAGUACAGGAGGAUACCUGUAAUUUACUGCCAGAGGGUCUGGCUAAUGAAGCAGAAAAGGCCCUGUGUACCUUAGUGUGUUAUUCCACAGAUCGCAGAAUUCGAAGGAAGUUCAUAGAAGCUUGUAUAGAAAACUUAGCUCAUAACAGGUCGGUUGUUGUGUCACUGAGACUUUUGCCAAAGGUGUUCAGCUCUUUCCAGCAGUUCAGGGGCGGGGCAGAUACUCAUCAUGUUACUCUAUGGGCAGAGAAAGAUCUGAACAUGAUGUCACACUUCUUCAUUAAUCUAGUCCACUACACAGAAAAGGUCCAAGCUGGGGAGAAAAACCCAAUGUACAGUCACAAGGAGGAAAUUCAAGUGAGGCUACUGUUUUUAACCUGUGUCUUUUCUUCAGUUGUGUCCCCUGAUGGAUUUCGGCUGAACUUAGAACAGGUGGACACUCUAUGGCGGUGUGUGGCCCUGGAUGAGGAAUGUUCUGAUGACUGCCUCAACUGGUUCCUCAAUCAGGCCAAGAGCAAGGACCAUCAUGCACUCUGUCUAGAAACAUUUAAACAUAUAUUCUUGGAAAAGAUGCCUCAGCUAAAGGCAGAAACAAUGAGUAUGGUAGGUCUAAACUUGUUCCAGCAGCUGUCACACCUGACACGAAUGGCAAACUCCUCCUUUGAUGAGCAACUGUCUGAAAAUCAGGUGUGUGGUAUGGACCAGCUGUGGAGUAUUGCCUUGAGGGCCAAUAACACGGAUGUUAGUAUGACAGCCAUUCAGAUCCUUAACAAUUAUUACAUCAACUACGGUAAUGGACACCUGGAAAAGGAGGCUGAAUUCAUACAGCGAUGUAUGGAUAAUCUGACUAGUGCUCUUACUGAUAUAGAAUCUAAUCCAGAGACCCAUUUACUGGUAAUCCAAAGAGGCCUGGUUCUCCUGAAAAACCACUUGGAGGCCUUCAGGAAGCGGUAUGCCUACCACUUAAGGAAUUGGCAGAUUGAGGGGAAGGGGAUAAGAAGUCAUCAGAGGAACAUACAGGAGAAACAGUCCAGUCCUCUACGCCUUGUGUUACAGCCAGCAGGGAUGGCGGACAAGACUCAGCUUGAGAUGGUGUCUACAGACUUAGUGGCUGAGUUGAGAGCAGAAGUAGCUCGCUGGUGGGACGGACUCCAUAAACAGCAGAUGGCCCGACACCAGGCCGAGAGUGGUAGUCAUGGAAACGCCAUGUUGUCUCCUAUCCUGGGAGCCAUGUUAGGGGAUGGACCAAUCAGAAUGAUAACACUGGGACAAGAGCUGACCGUGGACAUGGAUGAAAAGUCGUUAGGAGAGUUACAGUUCAAAGACAACCAGUUGGUGUUUGUGUCGGUGGGAGCCAGUCGACCCCCCAGGAAGACGGACGGCAGUUUGUCGUCCUCCAGCCUUCCCUGUCCAGUUCCUGAGAGACUGCCCGUCAUGUUACUGAUCACUGAACCACACUUCAACAAGCUCUUCCUUCUGCUGGAGCAACUUGGCAAGCUACAGUUCACAAUUCCCACUAUGGAAAGCCAGGAGAGAUGGGGUCUACAGACAAAAGCCAGGGUGUUGUCUAGGAAGGUGUGGGAGUUACUGAUGUUACUCCCCACCAACCAGAACAUGUGGGACGGAUUUAAGAGUCUCAUGUCUGAGGAGUGUAAUGAGCAGACAGUGAUAUGGGAUAAACUGCUAGAUUCCCAGAGCCCACACAAGUUAAUGUACUCCCUACAGAUCGUAGAAGCUCUCUCCCGUGGAACAAAACAUCGCAGAAGGUCCAUCAUGAGGAUGGGAGGGGGAGACUCGAGGACCACCAGUACAGACUCAGAGUUCGACACACAGGACGAGGAGAUCUGGAGCAUGAAGUUUAUCUCCAAAGGUGGCUUGAAGCACUUGUUGAACAUCUUUAAAUCUGGGAGUCUACAGGCACAGGAGGAUGAGGCCUGGAGUCAGUGGAACCAGGAAUGCCUGGCCUACCUGCUGCGGUUAAUCAGCCAGUUUUCUGUGGAGCUCUCAGAUGCGGAGGCCGGACAUGAUGAUGUGUUUGAAUCCUACGAGAGCCCCAGGAAGAAGAUGAAAAGACACAAAGGAGGAAGUGAGCGGAUCAUUAUCCCCAGGCUUAAUCAGUCCACUCUUGCCAUGUUGAACAUUGAUUCAGUCCUGAAAAUCUUGAUGCAGAUCCUGUAUGAUGCAGCAGUGCCCAGUGACACAAAUCAAGUCCACACUGGCACCUGGGGAAGAGCAGAAGUGGUGCAUUAUUCCUUGUCUUUCCUGGUAUCCUGGGCCUACUCCUGUGAUGACGUCAAACAAGCUUUGUGUACAUCCUCCAAUUUUGUUCCCUGGUUAAAGAGACUUACUCUUCAGGCUCCAGAGCCAUUUGUCAGACGAGAAGCCUGUAUGGGUCUGUACCGUCUAUGCCUUGGUAAGACAGCGGAUGGGAAGACAGGAUACACUCUGUUGUUACCAACCUUAGCCAGUCUUCUGAGCUUCCUGGAGGAUGCAUUGUCCAUAAAACCAGUGAAGAAUCUGGAGGUUGAGGGAUUAAAGGAGAAAGAAAAGGAGCCCCCAGGCCCUGGUUGUAGGGACUAUUUCUGGCUAGUGUGCAGAUUUGUGGAUAGCAUAUCUAAGGAUGAUGCAAAGUCGGACUCGCAGGACAGCAUCGUUAACCUGAAUCAGCUGGCCAAACAAGUGUCCCAGCACGUACUGGACCGGCCAUUUUACGAGACUCGACAUGGAUUUGAAGAAGACGAUGGCUUGAUUGGUAUUCUGAAUCUCUGUACAGCUGUGAUCAAACACAAACCCCCAUUUAAGACCUCUCCAGAGGGCCAGAAAUUUCUGGAUGAGGUUUUCUGGCUCUUGUUUGCUCUUCCCUCCCCAACCAAGCGUUACCUCCCAAAGUGUAAGAGUCAGACCUCGCGGUCCUCUGCCUAUGAUUUACUGGUGGAGUUUGUCAAAGGCUCUGUGGAGAACUACCUGAUUCUGCAUAAGAGGAUGAUGCAACAGCACACAAAAGAUUCCCAUGCCCCCUACCUGUGGGAUUACUGGCCACAUGAUGAUGGGCGUUCUAAAUGUGGUUAUGUGGGGCUGACGAACUUGGGAGCCACCUGCUACAUGGCCACCUGUAUGCAACACCUGUACAUGAUUCCUCAGGCCCGGCAGUCUGUCCUACAGGCCAAGUGUCCUAAGACAAACCUGUACGAGGGCACAUUAACAGAGCUACAGAAAAUGUUUGCCUAUCUACAGGAAAGUGAGAGGAAGGCGUACAACCCGAGGAGUUUUUGUAAGACUUACACAAUGGACAAGCAGCCACUGAACACUGGAGAACAGAAAGACAUGACAGAAUUCUUCACCGAUCUCAUCAGCAAGCUGGAGGAAAUGUCUCCUGAUAUGCAUACACUAGUGAAGAAUCUGUUUGGAGGAGUUCUCACCAACAAUGUAGUGUCCUUGGACUGUCCCCAUGUUAGCAGAACUCUGGAGGAAUUCUAUACAGUCCGGUGUCAGGUCACAGACAUGAAGAACCUCUAUGAAUCUCUAGAUGAGGUGACGGUGAAGGAUAUGUUAGAGGGCGACAAUAUGUACACUUGUUCAAAGUGCCAGAAGAAAGUUCGAGCUGAGAAGAGAGCCUGUUUUAAGAAAUUACCAAGGAUCCUUUGCUUUAACACAAUGCGGUACACAUUUAACAUGGUGACCAUGAUGAAAGAGAAAGUGAACACUCAUUUCUCCUUCCCUCUCUGUUUGGACAUGUCACAGUAUAUGGAGAAAAACCUGAUGGGGCCAGACAAACUCAGGGAUGAUGAUGAAGAUGACAAGUUUCUGGUUCAGAGUGAAGAAGACGACAUCUUCGAGUAUGAGUUGAUCGGGGUGACUGUUCACACGGGGACAGCUGAUGGCGGCCAUUAUUACAGUUUUAUACGGGACAAACUUCACAAGGCAGAAAGUGGGCAGGAUAAGUGGUAUUUAUUCAAUGAUGCUGAGGUGAAACCGUUUGAUCCAAGUCAAAUUGCAUCAGAAUGUUUUGGAGGAGAGGUCACAAGUAAAACAUAUGAUUCUGUCACAGAUAAGUUUAUGGACUUCUCAUUUGAAAAGACAAAUAGUGCCUACAUGUUAUUUUAUGAGAGAAAGCCCCUUGGCAGUAGAGCUGAAGAAGAAAUCCGAAUCAUAGAGCAGGAACAGCCAACUAAAUUUAAUUUUGAGUUGACCAAGGAACUAGGGGAGUGGAUAUGGCAGGAUAACACACAAUUUCUACAAGACAACAACAUCUUUGAGCACACAUAUUUUGGGUUUAUGUGGCAGAUCUGUGGCUACAUUCCGACCACUCUACCCAAGGACCCAGAAACCCAGGUAUCACUCAAAGCGGCCCAGCUCAGCACUUCCUUUGUUCUAGAAACAUUGAUCCACUCCAAAGAAAAGCCCACAAUGCUGCAGUGGAUUGAGCUUCUAACAAAGCAGUUUAAUUCCUGUCCAGCUGCAUGUGAGUGGUUCCUGGACCACAUGGCAGAAAGUGACUGGUGGCCACAACAAAUCCUCAUCAAGUGUCCCAAUCAGAUGGUCCGACAGAUGUUCCAACGCUUACUUAUACAUGUCAUAUCACAACUCAAACCUGCCCAUGUUGAUUUGUAUCUUCAACCAUUAAUUGAAAGUGAUGAUGGUGAAAUAGAUGUAUCAGAGCUGGGAACUAAAUCCUGUGUGACGAGGUUCAUAAAAAAGAUGCUCUCUAUUCUGGAUCACGGUGUGAGGCCUCACAGUAAAUUCCUGACAGAGUACUUCGCCUUCCUGCUGGAGUUUGCUAAGAUGGGAGAUGAGGAGAGUUUCUUUUUGAUCAAUGUGAAUGCUAUAUCUACAAUGGUUAACUUCUAUCUGGGCCAGAAGCAAGCCGAGACCUAUGUGGAAAUUCCAUCAGACGAUGAAGAAGAGGAAGUCAUUACAAUCACCGAGGAAACUUACAAACCAAUGUCCCUGGAGAAAAUGGUGACGCUAAUCGCCAUACUGGUAGAGAAAUCCAGGGGAGAGAACAACCAGCUGCAUAUAUCAGACAAGGAUUACACGGCCAUCAUCGGGGGGAAGGGCUUCCCCUUCCUGUUUAACCAGAUUCGGGACAGCAUUAAUGUCAGACAGACCUGUAACCUCUUGUUCAGCCUCAGUCGAUGGAACGAACAAUUAGCCAUUGCUUUGGUGCAGAUGGUUUUUAAUGCUAUUAAGAAGUUAAAUUUUGAGCACUCGCAGCCAUUUUUCAAGCUGAUGUCGAUGUUGGUGGAAUUUGGAGCUGGUCCCCCAGGCCUUCCUCCAUUCACUCAAUAUGUCCUACAGAAAUUCUGGGAGCUGACAAAGUGUUGCCCUCAGCCCUGUCUGGAGUGGAUGGCCGCACAAGUGACCAGAAACCGACUGGCCAGUCAGUGGGUCCUGAGUCAGAUGGACAUCUGGGUAGAGCCAUACCUCCUGGCCAAUAACAACGCCCGGGUCAGGAGUGCCGCGGCCUGCCUUCUGACCUCUCUGGUACCCAGUACUCACUUCAGAAACACCUUCAGGCAGACUAGGAACCUCCUCAGUCCUCACAAAGAAAUGACGAUGUCAACUGAAGCCAUUAUUGUGCUCCAUCAGAUAUAUGAACAUCUGUUGAGUCUUUUGGUGAGAGCGAGGCUUUACGCUGAUGCUCAGAAUCAUGGAACGACAAAACUGAUCAGUUAUUUUGCUGUACUUACAUUUUGUUUGAUCUCAAAAACAGAAAAACUAAUGUUUAACAAGUACUUCCUGGAUCUCUGGAACUUAUUUCAACCUAAGCUGUGUGAACCUCAGAUUUCCAUGCAUCACAACAAACAGGCACUUUUAUUUUUCUGGUACCAAGUGUGUUUGGAUUGUUCGGAAAAUAUUAAAUCCAUUGUGAGCAAUGCUAGUGUGUGCAAACAAAUAGCAUACAACUACAUUCUAGCGGACCAUGAUGACCAAGAUGUGGUGAUGUUUAAUCGUAUCAUGCUGCCAUCGUAUUAUGGUUUGUUGAGGAUGUGUUGUCAGCAGUCCCGUACGUUUACACGACAGCUAGCUCAGCAUCAAAACAUCCAAUGGGCUUUCAAAAACAUUUCCUGUCACCCUGCACAAUAUACUGCGGCAGUGGAGGAGCUGUUUAAGAUGAUGAGGCUAAUGGCCACAAAGUACCCCGAUAGCUCAGAGGAGGAGGUUCAGGCUGUCAACCAUUUUAAGCGGACCACGAUUCGCCUAUACCUAGAUUUCCUGGAUGCUCGCUCAGGCUGGCAGACUCUGAUCAGUGCUCUGAAGAUUUUGAUUGACAAUCAAGAUGACAGGUUGCUGCUACUCUAUCACAAGGGGCUGCAGAUGAUAACUGAAGCCUUUAACACACUGCACGCCAUGUACCACGAGGCCACGGCUUGUCAUGUGACAGGAGACAUAGUGGAACUGCUAGGGAUUCUCCUUCCUGUUCUAAAAGUAGCCCGAUAUUUCCACGAACGCAAAGGUUCAGCCUCUAACGACAUGAACACUGUCCUGCAGAACUGGAAAGAGAGAAUGGACUUCACAAAGAAGUUACUGACCUUACUGAAUUCUUACACACCCCCAGAAAUCAGAACCAGUGCUAUAGAUGUUUUGCGUGAUUUGGUGCUUACUUAUCAGAGUGAAUGUGUUCACACAAUAGUUCCUGUUCUUACACAAGUUCAUCUAGCUUUCCAAGAAAGCAACAUCCCAGUUUCUUCUCCUGGGCCUUAUUUUCCCAGAAGAGGUCAGAAGCCGAUAGGUCCCAAAUCUAACAUCCGUCCCCCGCGCCCGCAGUUCAACAUGAUGUUACAUUCUAGUCAGAUAGAGGCUACCAAGGGUGUUGAUGAGAUGUAUGAUGCUGCUUUAGCGGAGUUUUUCACCCCGUAUCACAUGUUGGUGGAUCUUAUCUGCCGAGUAGCUGUUAAUCACCAAAGUCUUUCAGAACCUAUAAUAAACCUAAGUGCUAUGGUUGCCAUUGAGGGGGUUCCACUACACUCCCCAUAUUUUGCAAAGUUAUGGUUUGAAAUCUAUCAUUCUGAGGUUGACAGGUCCUGUAUCAGGACUUUAUGUAAUUGUAGCUACUUUAUUGAAUAUGUGGACUCAGUAUUACUUGACGAGAGGUUGUCCCUUAACAACCAUAAUAUCUACCAGUUCUUCUGUAACUUUUUUCCUAAGGUUCAUCAGCAAGUUUUGAGUGAUCAAGGGAGAUCCUUACUGGACAGCCUUGUAGCAUCUGUUACAGCCGAGAAAGCAGCCAUCGAAAAUGUCCGUUAUGAGAAAGAACUGACAAGCAUUUGUCAGAGGGUAAAUGGGGACUUGAGAGCUAUGCUAUUAAUAUUUUCUGUCCAACCACCCAAAAAUCUAAAUCCCUUGCUGGAGGACAGCCUUCAUUACAUUCUACAAGUUUGUCGGGACCACCAAAAGCAACAGGAGAAUGCUCAUCAAUCCCAGAAUUCCCUAAAAAGGUCAACUUCUGACCAAAGUCAGAGUGAAAAGGAGGAGGUUAAAGACCAAGAAACACCUUCUAAGAAGCGACGAAUAAGUAAGGAUGAAGAAGGUGAUGAAAAAGAGACGAAAGUUUCAAAGUCUGAGGAUCAGUCUAAAGACCCAAAAGCAGAAAAGUCCCAAGGAGAAGUUUCUGAGACCAACAAGAGUGGUAGUGACACUAGUCAAAACAAAGCAGAACCUAGCCAAGAACAGACAGACAAACCAGAGGUCAAAGAGGCCAAAGAGGAAGAACCUUGCACCUCGGGUCAAAGUCAGAAGGCUGAGUCUGCUGUGUGUGAAGAAACUCCACGAAGGAAAAAUGCCACAAUGGUGGAUAUUGUUGCCAAACAUAUCGAAAGCUUGUUUGCAUUGAUUGAAAAGAAACAAUGAGGAAACAUAAUCUUUAGAUAUCACUGCCUGAAAAUUACUGUAAAGAAGUGAAAGCUGUUGUUUUUGAGGAUUGUAGUAUUUUAAAUCAUGAAUUAAUUGAUUGCAAAUUCCAUGAAAGAGAGACAUGUUUUAAGGACUUUAUAUGUAUGUUCAAAUACAUGAAUGUUACUGGUAUAUGUAUCGGACAUAAAUUCAAUUUGCAAUCAAAUCUACACAGAUCGUUCAGUUAAAAAAUGCAUCUGCACCAUACUUGUUAAACAGCGACCCUGCAUAAAUUUCUCUCUUACAUUAUAUGAAUUGUUCUAAGACAUCUGUCCUGUCUAUAAAUUGUGACUUGUGCAUUUACUGAGGUGUUCUUGACAUAUUAUACAGGUAUAAAUGAUUGUUGAUUAGAGAAUACAAUGUUGAAUGAGAAAA